GCCAGGUCAGCCCAGCGACUAACUGAAGCGCGGUGGUCGUUAGACUGUUGGAGGGCAGCACACGACAACCUAACUGUCCGCAGGCCCUCGGCGUCUAGCGCCCGCCGGCGGCUCCUCUCGUCAUGUCAGGCACUGCUUGACUUUAGUUCUUCAGGCCUCCGCCCACCCGCCUACCCGAAGCCGCGCCCACCGCCCAGAGCCAGAGGGAUGGUGGUAGUCAACGGGCGGGAGCCAGACAGCCGUCACUCGGACGGUGCCAUGUCCAGCUCCGAAGCCGAAGACGACUUCCUGGAGCCGGCUACUCCUACGGCCACGCAAGCGGGGCACGGGCUGCCCCUGCUGCCCCAGGAGUUUCCUGAGGUCGUCCCCCUGAACAUUGGAGGGGCUCACUUUACCACUCGCCUGUCUACUCUGCGGCGCUAUGAAGACACCAUGCUGGCAGCCAUGUUCAGCGGGCGGCAUUACAUCCCUACAGACUCGGAGGGUCGGUACUUCAUCGACCGAGACGGCACACACUUUGGAGAUGUGCUGAACUUCCUGCGAUCAGGGGACCUGCCACCCCGGGAGCAUGUGCGAGCUGUGCACAAAGAGGCCCAGUACUACGCCAUUGGGCCCCUCCUGGAGCAGCUGGAGAACAUGCAGCCACUGAAGGGCGAGAAGGUGCGCCAGGCCUUCCUGGGGCUCAUGCCCUAUUACAAAGACCAUUUGGAGCGGAUCGUGGAGAUUGCCCGGCUUCGCGCAGUACAGCGGAAGGCCCGCUUUGCCAAGCUCAAAGUCUGCGUCUUCAAGGAAGAGAUGCCCAUCACGCCCUAUGAGUGUCCACUCCUUAACUCCCUCCGCUUUGAGCGGAGUGAGAGUGACGGACAGCUCUUUGAGCACCACUGUGAAGUGGACGUGUCUUUUGGGCCCUGGGAGGCGGUGGCUGACGUGUACGACCUCUUGCACUGCCUGGUCACGGACCUCUCAGCCCAGGGCCUCACGGUGGACCACCAGUGUAUCGGGGUGUGUGACAAGCACCUGGUCAACCACUACUACUGCAAACGCCCCAUCUAUGAGUUCAAAAUCACAUGGUGGUGAGUUGUCCUGGGAAACAAGAGUCCCACGAAGGAGGAUGUCCAUCCUCUUGGGUGACUCUGGGAGUCUGAUCCCCACAGGGGCUGCUGACUGUCCCAGAAGCUGCUGAGGUGAGGACAGAGCGCUGAGGCGCAGAUGCGGAAAGAGGCCUGGGCGCUGCUGUAGUCUCCUUGGUUCGUGUACCUUGGGGACUUGGUCUGCUCUCACCUGGUCUUCUCAAGGCCUGGCCGUCUUCACUGGAAGCCACAAGAUGUAGCAAGAUUGGCACUGGGAGUCCAGAGAGCUUUUGAUAACCUUUUUUUUUGAUGCACUGCAGGAGAGCUCGUACCCGCCCCUGACAGAGGGAGAUAUCACUGCCUCGAACCUUCCUGUGCUCAGUGUGUCAGGCGGGAUAAGGAGUGAGGUGGGGGAUUUCCCCGAGCAUCUGCCCUUAUAACCCUGGCCAAAGAAGAAAGCAUACUUCUCCUCCCAGUG
Rattus rattus (black rat) is the source of this 1548-nucleotide messenger RNA. It is a transcript of the gene Kctd7, whose product is annotated as potassium channel tetramerization domain containing 7. Gene Ontology annotation, biological process: protein homooligomerization. Gene Ontology annotation, molecular function: protein binding. Lineage: Eukaryota; Metazoa; Chordata; Mammalia; Rodentia; Muridae. The coding region runs from base 208 to 1077 and encodes 289 amino acids. The record is from RefSeq and is a predicted model, not a curated record. The transcript is spliced from 4 exons.